AUGACUAAUAACUACACAAUAGACUCGUCAGAAGAGGAAGCUCUGUUCAGGUCUUAUCCAUAUGCACUCUACUUUGUGCAAAGCCCAUCAGCAGUGUCCCAUGCAUAUGAAUCUGGAUAUCAGUCUCCACUUCCAUCUGAAACCACCUUCAACCCUAAUAACACAUCUCGCCAAGAAGCCAGCCCCUUGGCUCUAUCCCGCUAUUCUUCCUCUCAUGGAUCAAACAACUCAUUUUUGCUUAUCCACAAAAAGAAUAAAUCUUGUGACGAAACCGUCGAGUAUAAUGUCGAUCAGAAUUGCAAAGAAAUUAAUAGAAAUGAGGCUGAAGAUGAUGAUGAUGAUGAUGAGGUUGAGGAUGAAUAUUAUGAUGAAAGAAAGUACAAUGGAUGGUUGCAGUAUUUUUCUUUUAGUUAUUCUACUUCUUCUGGUUGGAUUUGCCUGCAGAUUUUUUGGAGGCUUGUUUUGAGCAUAAUGAUUGCAUUGGUUGUUUUCUACAUUGCUGCUAAGCCUCCAAAGCCAAGGUUGUCUAUUAAGAUGACAGGAAUUCGUCCAUUCAGAUUAGGAGAGGGAGUGGAUGCCUCUGGAGUCACUACCAAAAUGCUUACAUGCAAUUGUUCGUUGGAUUUAAUUAUAGAUAACGAGUCUAAGCUCUUUGGUCUUCACAUUCAUAAUCCGGCUCUGAAAAUGUUCUUUGGCAAGCUCCCUUUUGCAAUGUCACAAGGUGCAGAAUUGUAUGCUGGUAGUGAUGGUUCGACAUUGUUCAAGUUAAAUGUAGGAACAAGAAAUAAGGCAAUGUACAGUGCAGGAAGAAACAUGGAAGACUUGCUGAAAUCAGGAAAGGGAUUGCCACUCAUCAUUAAACUCAGCUUCACAUCAAGUUUCAAUGUUAUUUGGGGCUUCAUUCAUCAAAAGUAUCAGCAUGAAGCACAAUGUGGUGGUGCCAGCAUUGGCGCUGGUGGUGCCGUAGGUGGUGGAAUUGGUGGGGGUACUGUAGGUACGGGAGCGGGUGCCUUUAUUGUUAGGGCUGGUGUUGGUGGUGGCUGUUGGACAGGUGUAGGAGAUGCUUGUGGUUGA
This is a messenger RNA of Fraxinus pennsylvanica, 1074 nucleotides long. Lineage: Eukaryota; Viridiplantae; Streptophyta; Magnoliopsida; Lamiales; Oleaceae. The record is from the annotation of a GenBank genome assembly.